Messenger RNA from Archocentrus centrarchus (flier cichlid), 3562 nucleotides. RefSeq names its product cytospin-A. The record is from RefSeq and is a predicted model, not a curated record. NCBI's taxonomy places the organism in Eukaryota, Metazoa, Chordata, Actinopteri, Cichliformes, Cichlidae. The coding region runs from base 814 to 2613 and encodes 599 amino acids. The transcript has 11 exons. Gene Ontology annotation, molecular function: protein binding.
GACCGGUGCAGUCGGUCAUCCACAAGUUUUUACCUCUUUAUCAAAAUGCUUCCAGGAGCAAAAUGUUUCUCGGACCUGACUUUUUCCAGCAGAAACCGCUUCUGCGCUUCUCCGUGUGCCUCCGGCUCCUCCCGGUGAGGAGCAGCAGGGCAGUGCGCUCGGCUGAGCAGUGCCGGAGAAAACACAGCGUGGAGAAGAAGAAGAAGAGUUUAGCAGACGCAGGACCGAAGGACCUGGAACUUCUGAGACUCUUUCGGGAGUUUGUAUAAACCUCUGUUGGCUUUUCACAUCACAGGUGUGACUUCUGUGGAUUUGGACGUGGGUGGCUUUUCUCUCUUGAAUCGAGUAAAAGUUUGUGGAGCAGAGCUUUGGCUUUAGAACAGUGAUGUGAGCUUUUAAGUCACCAACACUCGUUCGUGCUUCUGUUGGUUUCUGGUCCACUUACACUCCCCGUGCAGUCAGAGCCGCCGUGCCCGCAGCGUUGGUCUCCUGGUGUGGCUGCGCUGCAGCGUCCUGCCUGCACUUCUGAUCUCACUCAUGUGUUUUAGCCUCAUUAUGUAAACGCACUGAUUUUCCUAUCAUUCAAAUGAGCAGCAUGAACUCCGUGUAAACUUCCUCAGUCCGCGUCGGUUUCAGCGCUCAUAGCUGCACUCACUGAGUUAGUUCUCAGCUGGAUAACAGUGCAGGAGUUCAGCCUCUGCUGGAUGUGCGGUGUGUCGGUCACCUCCACUCUGCCGCUGUGGUCUGGACUGAGCGGAAGCGCAACAAGCACCUGCAGGGCCGCAGCACUGGCCCCAGCCCCAUUACUGCAGUAUGGGCAACUUCUCCACCAAGGACAGCCACGGACCCACAGGGGCUCAAGCAGACAGUUUCCACACCCCACCAACCACUCCACAGAGUGAUGGUGCUGCUUUCACAGCCGGAGCUCCCCGGCUUCAACCUUCCUCUGCGAUCUCAGUUUCCUCUCUACCUCUGGUACCGGUCACUGGGCCCACUGGGAGGAAGUCGCAGCAUGGCUCGCCGACUACUCCCGGCGCUCGCAGCCCCGCUCUUGACUGUAGGCCUCAUCCACCAGUCGGUUCAAACAGCUCCACGGUUAGCUCUGGAGUUAACCCUGUGCACACCAAGCCAGGAGGUGCUGUGGCAGUGAGUGAGAAAGCUGCCAGGGGGAGGAAUGGAGGCCCUCCUACUUCCACACCAAGGGUUCCUGUCACCCCAGAGAAGAGUGUGGCUGUCAGCCCCAUAAAGAGCCCUUCUCUGUGCGGUGCCUCACCUGUGGCGGGCAGCUCUGUGGGGCCGAACUCGAGAGAGAGUGACAGCGGUCUGAGUCAGUCUUUGCCGCAGUGUCGAGAAACGAGAGACGGCCAAAGCGAGGAACUGGAGAAGCUGUUGGAGGAGUGUAGGAUGACUCUGGCUAUCACUGCCAGUGAAGACGGGAGCAUUAGCACAGCAGAGAUACUGAAGCAUCUGCUGACAGAAGUGAAGAGUUUGAAGAGCACAUUAGAGUCAGAGCGCGGGGAAUGGCUGCAGUUCCAGGCUGACCUCCAGGUGGCGGUGUCAGUGGCAGACCGCCUGAGAGCUGAGGCAGAAGAGGAGCUGACGGCUCUCCAAACAGAUCACAAAGACACUGAGAGGGAGCUGGCUGCUGCCCGGCAGAGACAGAAGGAGGCUGACAUACAGCUGGUUACUCUGAGAGAGGAGCUGAAGGAGAGCAUGCAAAAGCUGGCUAAUGUCACCCAGGUCCAAGGCAAAACUGAAGCUCAGGCAUCCUGCCGUGAACCUGAGAGGCCAAAUGGAGAGUCCAACAAGUCUGAGAACAAGGAAGGAAGCCACAGAGGCAGGGAGAGGGGGGUGUACAGGCUGGAAAGUAGGAGUCAGAAUGAAGCCGUGAAGAAUGUUGAUGAAGAGGCGAAAACAGACUGUAAAGGUGUGGCUAAGCGUUACCUGAGAAAUGUGACCAAUGAGGACAGGAGUGGAGAGGGGGUUCGACCCAGUGAAACACGAAGGAUGGUGACUGCAGAGAGGUCGAGAAGCCUGUCCAGAUUACCCAGUUCCUCUGAGUCUGAGAGCACGCUGAAUGGAUCCUCCCAGUCCAAUCCUGCUGCGACAGCUGGGCCCACAAAUAAGUUUUUGCAAUUAAGAGAUCGAAAUCUGGAGUGGCCAGACGGCAGGUCGAGUAACAACGCAGGAAAACGUGAGGAGUCUUUAAACAAGUAUAAUUCAGCCCUCGCUGAGUUGCCACCCACCAAGUCCCAGGAUGGCUUCAACCUGCUGCUGCGUCGCCACGGAGGCUCCAAGAGAAACUCGCUGCUCCGCUGGUGUCAGAGUCGAACCCAAGGCUACAAGAACAUCGACAUUACCAACUUCAGCAGCAGCUGGGCCGAUGGGCUCGCGUUCUGUGCCGUCUACCACACCUACCUCCCCUCACACGUCCCCUACAGCAGCCUGAGUCCUGAGAACAAGAAGGAGAAUCUCAGUUUAGCAUUCAAAACAGGAGAGAGUGUUGGGAUCGCCCAGUCUCUGACGGUAGAGGAGAUGCUGAGAGCAGGCGGUCCCGACUGGCAGCGGGUUCUGAGCUACGUGGAGAGCAUGUACCGCCACUUUGAGAUGUAACCGCCAGCGGUGCUGUCAAACAGCCCGGCCACAGAGGAUAUUUAAGAUCUCUGAAAGAAGCUCCUGUUUAUAAUAAUCGUUCCCUGAAUGCUGCUUUUGGUGGGUGGUUAAACGUGGAUUUAAAGCUACACUUUGUUACUGAAAUCAUCUCAGAAGCAGCAGUGACGGGGCCAAAAAGCCUGUAACCAAAAGAUGCAAGCACAGAUGGACCCAAGCUGUGUGGACUCUGGUCAUUUCUGUUCUGCAGACGUUCCACAUUUUAGCUUUUAAAGUGGAUAUUAUUGUGAGCACCGUGUAGAAAUCCCCAUUACAUGGAACCUUUUUUAGCACCCUUCUGUGGAAAGCGUGUGUGCAAGCUGAGUUGCUGUAAAUGUCUCCACACUGGUACUUUACUGUCCAAAGUACUGUAUUAGAUUAUGUCCUCCACCAAAUCUGCAACUUUUUGCUUUUAUAUGUGACGCUUUGUAAGGGUUCCACACCUUUCUGGACCUUUUUAGCACUGUGUAAAUACACGAUUUCUGUCAGCACUGUGUUGAUGUCAGAAUGUAACAGUAGUCCUGUAAAGGCUGUGUAGGGAUUCAGCUGCAAGGCCUCAUCCAGGCAGAUAGUUUGUUUCUGAGUAACCGUCGGCGUUUCCUCACAGACAGAAAAAACACGCAGCUUGAUCAAAAAUUCAAAGUGCUUCCAUGUUGUUUCAGAGCCGGUGCUGUUACGUCUCUCAGGGAUGUGCCUUACAAAAGCAAAUACAAGCCCACACAAGCUUGCACAUCCGGUUUCAACACCACCUCAUCUCAUACCUCCAUCCUCGCUGAUGCACAGCUGGUAUUUUUAAGACAUGUUGGAAACUGUUGCCAAAGUUGUACGCGCCAUAAUUAAUCAAAUGCUCCUCACAUUGUAAAGUAUGUUUGUAUGUAACUAGUGUGAAAAAUGAUGCCAAAGAAAUAAACUG